UAUAUAAUAUGUGUAUUAUGUUGUGUUAUGGCUCAAAUUUAAGCAAAAAGUUAAAGGAAAAAGAAAAUAAAAGGUGGUGGGACCUACCAUUAAACCAACUAAGGGCCAAGAGACCACAAAUGGUCUCAUUUCUCUCCUUCUCUCCCGUGCGCCUCUCUCUUCCCCUCUUCCUCUCAGUUUUUCUUUUCAUUUUAAUUUCCAAAACUUUGAAACAAGAUCUUGAUCUCAUUUCUUAUCGAAAUUGAGUGCCGUUUGAGGCAAAACGAAGCUCGUGUCAAGCUCUACACAUCCAUACAAGCGAUUUCAGAUUUAGUGCACUCGUUGGAGUUCGAAUCUUAGGACCCAUUUCUAGGGUUUGCGAAGAAAAUUGGGGUUUUUGCUCAAUUAGAGCACGAUGUCACGGCGUGAGGAACCUAGAGAAGUUGGCCCUAGGCCAACAAGGGGCGAUGUUGGUGAGAGCUCUAGCUCCAAUCCGGCGGAGCCAGUUGAUGAGAACAUGCUUCUUAGGGACUUGAUUCCCCCAAGAGCUGUUCCCCCAAGAAGAGAGAAUGUUGAAACACCCGUACCCGUAGAAGUGGGUGAAGGUUCUGUGGCACUGGAGUUUAAUCGUUUGUUGCAAAAUGUCGUGAGAGCAACUAUUGUUGCUCAGCCGCAGUUGGUACCACAACCUACAGUUCAAGUUGAGGAGACUCCAGCUCAGAAGCGUCUCAAGAUCAUUAAGGGGUUUUCUCAGCUGAUGCCGGUUAUGUUUGAGGGCAGUGCGGAUCCAAUGGUAGCAGAUGACUACUUGGAUCAAGUUGAAACCCAACUAACUUCAAUGGAUGUGACAGAGGAUCAUCUAAAGAUCAUCCUAGCUACGUAUAAGUUUGCUAAGGAUGCUAAGGUUUGGUGGAAGUCAGUCACCAACCAGUACAAGAUUGAAGAGAUGAGCUGGGACAGGUUCAAUGAACUGUUUUAUGAGAAGUAUUUUCCGCUUUCCAAAAGAUGGGAGUUACAAGACCAGUUUCAUAAUCUUAUUCAAGGGAACAUGUCAGUGGCGGAGUAUGAGAACAAGUUCACCUCACUCUCCCGUUUUGCUCCAGAAGUGGUGAGAGAUGAAGCUAACAAGACUCGGAAGUUUGUCUCGGGUCUUAAUGAUCGAAUGAGGCCGUUGAUCACGGCACAGUUUAUUAAGGUUUACUCUGAAGCAGUGGAAAGGGCUUUGAUGCUGGAGGCUGACAAUAGAGAGAAGGAUGCAAGAAGAGAACAAUUGAAGCAAAAGAGGGGUGCAGGGCCAUCCUCAGAGGGAUCUUCUUGGAAAAGGAACAGGGGCAGUCCAUCUCAGUUUCAGGGACAGCAGUCUGUACGAUCCGCUCCUACCACUCCGUUGCCAGCUGGGUUUGAUAGAAAUGCAGUUGCUAGGGAGCAGGCACGGGUAGUGGCAGGGGGUUACGACAGAGGCCAUCUCAGUCGGCUACAGUUCAGUCAGCAGUCAGGUGUUCAGGUUGGCAGUCCUCAGGCACAGGUACCACAGGGACGUGUUUUUGCACUGGCACAGACCGAUGCAUCUUUUGGACCGUCAGUUCUUCGAGAUAUAUUUCCAGUGUUUGGUUGUUGA
Molecule: messenger RNA, 1597 nt
Organism: Cornus florida
Lineage: Eukaryota; Viridiplantae; Streptophyta; Magnoliopsida; Cornales; Cornaceae
Exons: 4
Coding region: 395-1597 (400 amino acids)
Source: RefSeq, a predicted model, not a curated record